Labrus bergylta (ballan wrasse) is the source of this 899-nucleotide messenger RNA. Its product is annotated as COP9 signalosome complex subunit 9. Gene Ontology annotation, biological process: negative regulation of protein neddylation. NCBI's taxonomy places the organism in Eukaryota, Metazoa, Chordata, Actinopteri, Labriformes, Labridae. The record is from RefSeq and is a predicted model, not a curated record.
GGUCGGAUUUAUUUUCAUGUGGCGCUGCAUUAGCCUGAGUUUGUAGUAGAGCAUUUGAUGAGAAUCUGAAGAGUAGACGCCGGUGUUUUGGGUUAUCCAUGCCACUGAAGGAUCCGUCCAACUCGAGCGCCAUGAAACCAGCAGUGGACGAGAUGUUUCCGGAGGGAGCCGGGCCGUACAUGGAUCUGGACGAGGCUGGGGGAAGCACAGGACUGCUGAUGGACCUGGCUGCCAAUGAAAAGGCAGUUCAUGCAGACUUCUUCAAUGAUUAUGAGGAUUUGUUUGAUGAUGACGACAUCCAGUGACUUGAGGCUAAAAUGUCAUCACAGUAAAGAUGGAUGAUAUUCGCACCACUCUGAACCUUUUAUUUUUUCCUCAACCUUUUUUUUGUGUGUGGAAAGCAAACCACCCAUUUUCUGUCUAAUGACAUACAAUUUCCUUUCAUAGUCGUUCUAGUUUGAGGCUUUUUAAAACAUCCUUAAAAAGUCGACACAGGCUCCAGAUGUUGUGAAAUUCUCAAGAUCCCAAGGAUUCCUUCAUAUAUGGUAUGUUUAAAUUAUGAGCUUGUAUCGUGCUCAUGUCUCAGACUGUUUCUGAACUGGAUUGCAGGUUUCAGAGUGGAGGAGAACACCUGUUAGAAGUAUAAUUACACCUAUGAUGGGCAGAGGCUCCUAUUGCUGUCGCCAUGCAUGCUGCAGGUGGCAUAUGAUAAAUGGUCUUGUUACAAUGGCUUAAACUAUUCGAAUGGCAGUAUGUGUUAGACUUACAUUCUGCAGUGGGUUAUGUAAUGUCAUAAUGUGUUUGUAUGUGUACAGAAGUAAUGCAUCCAUUGUUGUAUUUUUGUGAUAUAUUCUAUUUGUGACACUGUUUAAAAAUGUAUAAAUAGUAUUUUGAAUUUA